CGUACGAACUGAGAGUAACGGGGCAAGAGAAAUUCCGGCAAAGAUAAAGUACGCCAUCCCCUCUCCCCACAUCUAUUCUAUCUAUCUAUAACAUAUAUAAGCACGAGAUCCCGCCGGCGAUGGCGUUCACGUCAUGCUGUGUUCCGACAGCUCUUUCCGUCUGCUGCGACAUGCUGUAUUGUUGCGCAUCCAUGCUCCGUCUCCUGUUUGCAGCUCCGAGUUUGCUCAGCACCAUGACGACCUCUGCUUCAUUUCACGGCGCGGUCUUCAAAACGGAAGCAGCCUAGCAAGUAUCAGAUUGAUGAAAAGAAUUUCUGGCGCUAUGACAGAUUUGCUGUGUUGUUGCGUUCUGUCUCUUUCCGACAGCUCCUUCCGUCUGCUGCGACAUGCUGUGUUGUUGCAUGUUCAAACGUUCAUGUUCUCCAUUUUACGGUUUUUUGCUCAGUACCAUGGCAAUGCUCCAUUUCACGGCGUUAUUGGACCACAAACUUCGACGACACAAUUGACUUCCUCUUCCCACCAAUUCUUGAAGACGCUGAAAGCUGUCUUGAUCGUGCAUUCCUUUCCCUUCUCAACGUCGAUAUUGAUGGAUUUUCAACGAUAAAAUUCCAGACAAACUCCCGGACGAUCCCCAAUCUUAUUUUAGUUCGGACAGC
Messenger RNA from Suillus subalutaceus, 656 nucleotides. RefSeq lists its product as uncharacterized. Bases 134 to 604 code for a protein of 156 amino acids. The transcript is spliced from 2 exons. The record is from RefSeq and is a predicted model, not a curated record. Lineage: Eukaryota; Fungi; Basidiomycota; Agaricomycetes; Boletales; Suillaceae.